Molecule: messenger RNA, 477 nt
Organism: Symbiodinium sp. CCMP2456
Lineage: Eukaryota; Dinophyceae; Suessiales; Symbiodiniaceae
Source: the annotation of a GenBank genome assembly
AUGGCCUCGGACCCCGGCAUUCCCGACACCCAGCACCUGUCCGUCUCGGAGGUAGAGGAUUUGUACAAUGCUGCUCUGGCCGACGUCCAGGAGGCAGUGACCGCUGAGCAGCGAAAGGAAAGAGGACAGCGACUGGCCGCCCUCUCCAAGGCAUUGCGAGCUGCCAAGCGGAAGCCGGCUGAAAAAACCAAGAGGCCCGAGUGGCUGAGCUAUCCCGAGCCGACGGCUCUCCCCCGCUGCCCUGAGGACCAAAGGUACGUGAGGAGCUACAGAACCGACGAUGGUCAAGGAGCCAAAGAGUUCUUUGAGCAGUACGGCUUCGUGGUUUUCCGUGACGUCCUCGAGCCAGCUGAGUGUGAAGCUACUGUGUCCGAAAUCUGGACAUCUCUGGAGGAGCGCACUCCAGGCCUCGAGCGCGACGGGCCAGAGACCUGGUCAUUGUUGUCAUCAGAGCGCUAUGGGCUGCCUGAAGAGCAG